UAAAGGAUAUAUAGAGAGAGAGAUGGUGACAGGGAAAGUGGUGGUGGAGAAAGUAGGAGGAAGAUCUACAGCUACGAGUUGCUUCUCCAAGUAUCCUCUCAAGUUCUUACUUCCGAGCAAGGCUGCUCCUGCCGGAACUGACGUUGUCUGGAUUUACAGCAUCACCUACGGCGGCGGCAUUGUCUCUGGAGAUUCGAUUUCAUGUGAAUUCACCGUUGGUGAUGGAUGCACCGCAGUGAUUACAACCCAGUCUUCUACUAAGGUAUACAAGGCAAUAGGAUCAGAGUGUUCUGAACAAAUAGUGGAAGCGAGAAUCGGGAGUGAGUCACUUUUGGUUGUGAUUCCAGAUCCAGUGACUUGCUUCUCCACUGCCCGGUACUAUCAGAAACAGAUCUUUAGAUUGGUUUCCGACUCUAAUCUUGUCCUUGUGGAUUGGAUCACUAGCGGGCGUCACGCAAACGGUGAAAAAUGGGAUUUUGAGUUUUACAAGAGCAUCAACAACGUCUACCUGGAAGAUGAUUACCCUCUAUUUCUUGACACAGUACUGUUAGAGAAGAGGAGCAUCCAAAGCAUAGCCGAACGGAUGCAAGACUAUCACGCCAUAGCAAUGGUCAUACUCUUCGGGUCAAAGCUGAAGGAAAUCCAAAAGCAAACGUAA
Messenger RNA from Camelina sativa (false flax), 658 nucleotides. The record is from RefSeq and is a predicted model, not a curated record. Lineage: Eukaryota; Viridiplantae; Streptophyta; Magnoliopsida; Brassicales; Brassicaceae.